Molecule: messenger RNA, 6351 nt
Organism: Hemicordylus capensis (graceful crag lizard)
Lineage: Eukaryota; Metazoa; Chordata; Lepidosauria; Squamata; Cordylidae
Gene: ANAPC1
Product: anaphase promoting complex subunit 1
Exons: 48
Coding region: 242-6094 (1950 amino acids)
Biological process (GO): metaphase/anaphase transition of mitotic cell cycle; protein K11-linked ubiquitination; anaphase-promoting complex-dependent catabolic process
Cellular component (GO): anaphase-promoting complex
Molecular function (GO): molecular adaptor activity
Source: RefSeq, a predicted model, not a curated record
AGUGACAGCUGUCUGGGUUUGGUUCCACCCAUGGGCUGUCGCGGGCGGUGAUGGGAGUCCCAAGAUGGCGGCGCCCGUCUGAGAACCUGCAGGGAGCUCGCGCUGCUAGUGUUGCUGCUGCUGCUGCUGGGACUGUUGCGGCUCUUCAGGGAAAGACACGGGGAGGAGCCGCUGGAGUCCGGGCCCACCGCCGAUCGUGCUUUCCUGUGUCACACAGAAAUAAUGUUGAUAUUUGGAACUCAUGUCGAACAUCUAUGAAGAGAGGGUAACGAUGAUUGCAGCAGGGGAUUUGCAGGAGUUUGUCCCUUUUGGCCGUGACCACUGCAAGCACCAUCCUAAUGCGCUGAACCUGCAACUUCGGCAGCUCCAACCAGCCUCAGAACUUUGGUCAUCAGAUGGAGCAGCUGGUUUGGUAGGAUCCCUUCAGGAAGUUACAAUCCAUGAGAAGCACAAGGAAAGUUGGCAGCUAAGGAAGGGCAUCAGUGAUGUUGGGGAAGAAGUGGAAUAUGAUGAAGAACUAUAUGUGGCCGCCAAUAUGGUCAUUUGGAGCAAAGGAAGUAAACAUCGAGCUUCUGCAGUCUAUAAAGCAUUUACCGUUGACAGCCCUGUUCUGCAGGCACUGUGGUGUGAUUUCUCUGUACCCCAAGUUAAGCUGGACAAAACAGAAGAUAGCAGUGAAGUAGUAGAAAAGUGUAUCUGCAUAUUACAGAGCUCUUGCAUCAAUAUCCACAGCAUUGAAGGAAAAGAUUACAUUGCUUCCUUGCCUUUUCAGGUAGCAAAUGUCUGGCCAACAAAAUAUGGUUUGCUGUUUGAACGCAGUAGUUCUUCACAUGAAGUGCCUCUCAGUCCAAACAGAGAACCUUUGCCCACCAUGUUCAGCAUGCUGCACCCAUUAGACGAAAUAACACCAAUGGUUUGUAAGUCUGGAGCAGGUUUGUUUGGCUCUGCCAGAGUACAGUAUGUUGCUGACUACUCUAUGAGAAUUGUCUUUCUCAAUGCUGAUCCUUCCAUCAUAAUGACUUACGAUGCCACUCAGAGUUUGCACACCAUCUGGACGCUACGUAUAGUGAAACCAGAGGAGCAGAGCGCUGUUUUAAAGUUCUCCGAGCAGGUGGGGACCCCUCAACAUGCAGCCACCAGCAGCUCCUUCACCGUCCAUCUCAGGAGUCUGUCCAAGGGUGACUCUCCUGUGGCUUCUCCUUUCCAGAAUUAUUCCUCUAUACAUAGCCAGAGCAGGUCAGCGUCAUCCCCCAGCAUCCACUCCCGCUCACCUUCCAUAUCCAACAUGGCAGCUUUGAGCCGGUCACACUCGCCUGCCUUAGGGGUGCAUUCUUCCUCAGGAGUGCAGCGAUUCAACUUCUCCAGUCAUGCUCAGUCUCCGAAGAGGCACAGUGCUUUCCAUUCUCCAAGCAGUGCUACCACAGACUCCUUCCUCGCCCCAGAAACUGAACUGAUUGUUCCAGAGCUCUGCAUAGACCAUCUGUGGACUGAGGCAUUCACUAAUAUGAGGGAGAAGAACUCUCAAGCCUCCAAAGUAUUCAUUACAACCGACCUAUGUGGGCAAAGGUUUUUGUGCUACCUUGUAGAGUCUCAGCUCCAGUUGCGCUGUGUGAAGUUUCAGGAGAGUAAUGACAUGUCACAGUUGAUCUUCGGCUCUGUUACCAACAUUCAUGCAAAGGAUGCAGCUCCAAUCGAAGGCAUUGAUACUAUGCUGGUUCUGGAAGGCAAUGGAAACUUAGUCCUGUACACUGGAGUGGUUCGGGUAGGAAAGGUUUUCAUACCUGGUUUGCCGGCUCCAUCAUUGACGAUGUCUAAUCAGAUGCCUCGCCCAAGCACUCCUUUGGACUGUAUCGGCACUCCUUCUAAGCCUUUGAAUAAGCACGUUGGACCCUUGGAUGAGCAUGGAGUGCUGUCCCCUGUUCCGGAGCUGAGGGAUUCGUUCAAACUUCAGGACUCCUCUUACAUUGAUGAUUGCACUUUCCAGCAACUAGCAACUUUUGUGCAUUCUGUGAGAGAUCCUGUCCACAACAGAGUGACUCUGGAACUCAGCAAUGGCUCAAUGGUUAGAAUUUCAAUUCCUGAAAUUGCAACUUCAGAAUUAGUCAGAAGAUGUUUGCAAGGCAUUAAGUCUAUCCUGCCCAAAGAGGUAGCUGUGCAAAUGCUUGUCAGGUGGUAUAAUACUUACAAUGCACCAGGAGGACCCAGUUACUACUCGGAGUGGAACUUAUUUGUCACUUGUAUGAUGAACAUGAUGGGUUACAGCACAGACAGAGUGGCGUGGACUCGUAAUCUUGAUUUUGAAGGAUCUCUUUCUCCAGUCAUUGCUCCCAAGAAAGCCCGUCCUUCGGAGACAGGAUCAGAUGAAGACUGGGAAUAUCUGUUUAAUUCUGACUACCAUAAAAAUGUCGAGUCUCACCCUUUGGCCAAAGCUCUGCAGCUGGAUACCCUGGAAGUGAAAUUUCCAAAGGACAACCUUUCACACAGCCACUGCUUGGAUUCCUCCACUCUUCUCUUCCCCCACAUCCCGGCUAUUUUCUGUGUGCUGCACUUAAUUUACGAGGAGCUCAAACUGAAUUGCUUGAUGGGUGAAGGAAUUCGUUCCCUUGUUGUGCUUCUGGUUCAACUGGCAAGGGACUUAAAACUGGAAGCUUACCUAGAUUAUUACUACAGAGACUACCCGGUGCUUGUAAAGACUUCCAGACAAACAUGCAUAAUUGAUCCAGCCCAAACAGGUUUCAUGCAUCAUCCGUCGUUUUUUUCUGCUGAGCCUCCAAGUAUCUUUCAGUGGCUGAGUUCUUGCUUGAAGGGGGAAAGUGUGUUGCCUUAUCCUUACUUACCAGGAAUAUGUGAAAGAAGCAAGCUAGUUGUGCUGAGUGUUGUGCUGUACAUACUAGGUGACGAGAGAGCUGUUUCGAAUGAAGCAUCCAAUUAUUUGUCCAGGAUAACUUCAGGGCAGCGAAAGCAGCAAACGGAACAAGAAGAAUAUCGAUGCAAUUUUAGGCACAGCACAUCCGCUUCCAGCCUUGCUGAAAAGUUAGUUAUCUGGAUGACGAAUGUAGGAUUCACUUUAAGAGAUCUGGAGUCAUUGCCAUUUGGAGUUGCUCUUCCGAUCAGAGAUGCAAUAUAUCACUGCCGACAGCAGCCUGCCUCUGAUUGGCCAGAAGCUGUCUGCCUUUUGAUUGGUCGGCAGGAUCUUUCCAAACAGGCUCGUGAAGUAAACUUGCCAAAGUGUAAAGCUUCUGACACCCAGGUGCUCUCGUCAGAUAUGCCCUCAACAGCAGAGUCAGAAGAGGAGGAGGAUGGAAUGAAUGAUAUGAACCAGGAAGUGAUGUCACUAAUCUGGAGCGAAGACUUGAGAGUGCAAGAGGUGCACAGACUUCUCCAGAGUGCCCAUCCUGUCCGUGUCAAUGUAGUUCAGAUGCCAGAAGUCAGUGACCAUGAAUAUAUAGAAGAAAAGGAAAACCGGUUACUGCAGUUGUGUCAGAGGACUAUGGCACUGCCCUUGGGGAGAGGAAUGUUCACUCUGUUCUCCUAUCAUCCAGUUCCAACAGAACCAUUGCCGAUUCCCAAGUUGAACCUGACAGGCCGAGCUCCUCCAAGGAAUACGACAGUGGAUCUUAACAGUGGGAACAUAGACGUGCCUCCCAACAUGGCCUGUUGGGCCAACUUCCACAACGGUGUGGCUGCCGGGCUGAAGAUAGCACCAGCUUCCCAGAUAGACUCAGCCUGGAUUGUCUACAACAAACCCAAGAAUGCAGAACUAGCCAAUGAAUAUGCAGGCUUCCUUAUGGCCCUAGGUUUGAAUGGCCACCUCACAAAGCUCGCCACACUCAACAUCCAUGACUACCUGACAAAGGGUCAUGAGAUGACCAGCAUUGGGCUCUUGCUCGGGGUUUCUGCUGCCAAGCUGGGCACAAUGGACAUGUCGAUCACGCGGCUGCUCAGCAUCCACAUCCCUGCUUUGCUGCCACCAACUUCCACUGAGCUGGAUGUUCCUCACAAUGUGCAAGUGGCCGCUGUUACCGGGAUCGGUUUGGUGUACCAAGGAACUGCUCACAGACAUACUGCAGAAGUUCUCCUCUCAGAAAUCGGACGUCCUCCGGGUCCUGAAAUGGAGUACUGCACUGACAGAGAGUCCUAUUCGCUGGCUGCUGGCUUAGCUUUGGGCAUGGUUUGUCUAGGGCAUGGCAGCAACUUGAUAGGCAUGUUGGACCUCAAUGUGCCUGAGCAACUGUACCAGUAUAUGGUGGGAGGCCACAGGCGCUUUCAAGCCGGGAUGCACCGUGAAAAACACAAGUCUCCUAGUUACCAAAUCAAGGAAGGAGACACCAUCAAUGUGGAUGUGACCUGCCCCGGUGCAACUUUAGCACUAGCGAUGAUCUACCUCAAGACUAACAACAGAUCCAUUGCUGACUGGCUUAGAGCUCCAGACACCAUGUAUUUGUUGGACUUUGUGAAACCAGAAUUUCUUUUAUUAAGGACACUUGCUCGCUGCUUGAUUUUGUGGGAUGACAUAUUGCCCAGCUCUAAGUGGAUUGAUAGCAAUGUGCCACAGAUUGUGAGGGAGAACAGCGUUUCCCUUCAUGCAACUGAAAUGCCUUCAUCAGAAGAUCUAAAUCUGGAAACACUGGCGCAGGCUCAUGUCUACAUCAUUGCUGGGGCCUGUUUAUCUUUGGGUUUUCGAUUUGCUGGUUCCGAAAAUCUGGCUGCCUUUAAUUGUCUGUACACAUUUGCAAAAGAUUUCAUGAAGUGCUUAUCCUCGGCUACAGCUUCCAUAGCAGGCCACUAUAACCUGGAGACUUGUCUGAGUGUGGUGUUGCUCUCCCUGGCAAUGGUAAUGGCGGGGUCGGGAAACUUGAAAGUCCUCCAGCUUUGUCGUUUCAUGCACAAGAAGACCGGUGGGGAGAUGAACUAUGGAUUCCAUAUGGCACAUCAUAUGGCUCUUGGACUCCUCUUUUUGGGAGGGGGAAGGUACUCACUCAGCACUUCAAAUUCUUCAAUUGCUGCUCUUCUUUGUGCCCUGUAUCCUCACUUCCCUGUUCACAGCACCGACAACAGGUAUCACCUGCAGGCUUUGCGACAUCUCUACGUGCUGGCAUCUGAGCCCAGGCUCCUUGUCCCUGUGGAUGUGGAUACAGACACCCCUUGCUAUGCGCUGCUUGAGGUUACGUACAAGGGAACCCAGUGGUAUGAAGAGACAACGGAAGAACUGAUGGCACCCACCCUUCUGCCUGAACUUCACUUGUUGAAGCAGAUCAGAGUGAAAGGCCCCCGAUACUGGGAACUGCUGAUAGACUUAAGCAAAGGUGCACACCAUCUGAAGUCAAUUCUCUCAAAGGAUGGUGUCUUGUAUGUAAAAUUGAGAGCUGGGCAGCUUUCAUACAAGGAGGACCCAAUGGGCUGGCGGAGUCUCCUAGCCCAGACUGUCACUCACCGGAAUGCAGAUGCCCGUGCAUUCAAGCCUGAAGCUAUUUCUGCUUUCACAUCUGAUCCUGCACUACUUUCGUUUGCUGACUACUUUUGCAAACCAGCUGCGAAUAUGGGGCAAAAGCAGGAAAUGUUUGAUCUCUUCUCAUCCAUCCUCUAUGAGUGUGUUACUCAGGAGAAUCCAGAGAUGCUGCCAGCUUACAUAGCAAUAGACCAGGCUGUGAGAAGAUUGGAAAGAAGAGAAAUGACUGAGACAUUUGACUUGUGGCAGAUAAAACUGGUUCUGGAAUUUUUUAAUUCGCGGAGUCACCAGGAGAGGAUGAGGAAAAAUCCACACCGUGGGCUUUUCAUGAACUCUGAGUUCUUACCUGUGAUGAAGUGUUCUAUUGAUAAUACUUUGGAUCAGUGGCUGCCAGCCGGAGGUGAUGUCUGCUUGCACUCCUACCUAAGUGGACAGCUGACUGACGAAUCUCAGCAGAACAUGUUGGCCUGCUUCCUCAUAUACCACUCUGUCCCAACUCCAGGGCAGCUACUAGCUGGAGGCUUGGAAGGUAGUACAAGCUUUUCCGAACUGCUGCUGAAAUUCAAGCCACUGAAGAUGCCCGUCCGUGCACUGCUUCGACUUGCACCUCUGCUGCUGGGAAAUCCACAGUCAAUGAUUUUGUGAUAACAGCAACGUGUAUUCGACACAACCAGUGACCAAAUGCCAGUACCACCCCAGUAUUUGCUGUUGAAUGAAAGGCGGGCUGAUGUGGUCGGCUUCACUUUCUACAUUCACAGGCCACAUCUGACACAUAUUUUCAUUCCCCUUUUUAUGUUUCGAGAGUGAUAAAGAGAAGUUUAUAUAUUGUUGGACAGCCGAUAUGUCCAUGCAAAUGAAUAUGUUUACUUUUUGUAAAUAAAGCUUGUUUGCAAAAAAGAAAA